CAAAGGGUUACUAAGAAGUGGCAACUCUAACUUGGUCGGUACUUUCGAAGGUCACGAAGAUGUCCGAUCAAGCGUUGACUCGUUCUGGAGUCCCAUUUACUAAUACAGUACAUGAAGAUCCUUUGGUGUAUGAAAUUAAUCAUUCUAAAGAAAUUAUUCCGUGCAUCUCUCAGCUCUAUCGAAAUGAAGCAUUUAGUGAUGUUAUUCUAGUUGUUCAAAAUACUCGUUUCCCUGCUCACAGAGCUAUAUUGGCAGCUCGCUCUGAGUACUUUAGAGCAUUGUUCUAUGGAGGACUUGCCGAGUCGUCUUCACCUGUGGUCUAUCUAAACGAUAUAAACGUGGUUGCCUUCAAAAACAUCCUACAGUACAUUUAUACCGGUCAGAUGAAAUUAACAAAACCUAAGCUUACCCUUAGUAUCCUGUGUCUCGCUCAUCAAUAUAAUUUUCGUAGCUUGGAAACUGUUAUAUCUACCUACUUAACACAUUCUCUUUCUGUGAAGAAUGUAUGGUGUAUCUAUGAUAUGGCUGUAAUGUAUAACCUGGAUGAUCUCAUAACGGCUUGCCUACGGUUUUUAGACUGCCUUGCACCUGCUCCUUUAUACAAUCCACGAUUCCUUAGGCUAUCACAGUCAUCUGUCGAACGUUUACUAUCUCGUGAUAGUUUCUGUGCAUCUGAAAUUGAAAUAUUUCGUGCUGUAUGUUCAUGGUUACAAAAUUCUAAAGAAUCCAACUGUCGAACAUCGCAAACCUUACAUUUAUCAAAUACCCCUGUAAUAACUGCUGAUAAUAAUGGUAAUAACGAUAGUAAUAAUAUGGCUGAACAAACUAGUUUAUCAACUGAAAAGAAAGAACCAAACAUCAGUUGCUUAGCUGAAGACAAUACCAAAACAAUAUCAUCGUUGAGUUCGCCAUCGCACAUGGAAAAAUCACCAUCGAUUACAGAUGCUGAAAACGACGAACAGUCAUCAGCAAACGAUUGUAUGACUACUACUUCAGAGAAGUCUCGUUGUACUCAUAUGAUGCAUCAAUGUGUUCGUUUCGAGUUGAUGUCACUUACUGAAUUAUUAACUGAGGUACGUUCAUCAAAACUUGUUAGCUCAGAAGAACUAUUGGAUGCAAUUAACCGACAAACUAAUUGUCCUACUGAAAUGCCUCAUCGUGGAUGGCUAUUACCAGGUGUUAACUUAGCAUCUCCUCGUUUCGGUUGUUCAUUAAUUGCUGGUGAAAAUGGAACAUAUCCACAUUUUUUUGUUGAACAUUCUCUUGAUUCGGAUGAAUUGAAUGUAAAUAAAUUGGAUAUUGAAUCUUUGAAGAUAAGUGAGGAUGUUAGUUCCAAUAUAGACUAUUCCGAGAGAAAUGUUAUUCCCGGUGAUGCUAACGAUGACAGUGACAUUAUUGAAGAUGAUGAUACAGACGAAGAACAGGACGAGAUUCACUGUAGAUCUCAUCAUUUCCAACAACAAAAUAAUGAUCAAACUCAGACACCAACUAUGGACAUGAUGUCUGAUAUCUCAGGUCAUUUACUCAGUCGUCAUCAUGAUCAUGUUCAAUUACCUCGAAGUUCUUUACCAGAAAGCGUAGUUUGGGGCAUAAAUCAUACAGUUAACAAUAAUUCUUGGAGUUCUUUACAUUAUCCAGAUAAUAAUCAAGUUUGGUCAUCUAAUGCUCAAGAUCACAUUCAACAUAAUGGUUUAAAUGUUACUCCAUUUGACGGAACUAGCAUUUUAAAUACUUCAACAACGCCACGUACUACUAAUUGUGUGAAUGAUAAUAAACCAGCCCGUUGGAUUCAACCAUCUACAAGACGACGUGUUAGUCAGCAUAAACCACCACCACCGCAUUCAGAAUAUGAUGUAGUGCGUCAUUCGUUGAAUGAUCCGAAUGCUAAUAUUAUCAUUCGUUUGGGUAAACCUAGUAUUGUGAAUACUAUACGCAUGCAAUUAUGGAAUCAGGAUUUACGUUCUUAUUCAUAUAUUAUUGAUGUAUCAUUAGAUCAAUCCACUUGGCAUCGUAUUGUUGAUUAUCAAAAUUAUAUGUGUCGUUCAUGGCAAACAUUAUAUUUCCCAUCACGUGUUAUUCAUUUUAUUCGUAUUACAGGGACAAGAAAUACAUUUAAUCGAACAUUUCAUUUAAUUACAUUUAGAUGUUUUUAUAGCGAGAAAGUAUUUCAACAAAUAGAUGGAUUUAUGGUUCCUACAUUUAAUGUUGCAAAUGUCGAUCAUGGUGCUACUGUUCUAGAAGGUGUCAGCCGAAACAGGAAUGCACUAAUUGACGGUAAUAUUCGAAUGUACGAUUGGAAUUCUGGUUAUACAUGUCAUCAAUUAGGCAAUGGUGCUAUAGUAGUUCAAUUAGCUCAGCCAUUCUUAUUACGUUCAAUGAGAUUUUUGCUAUGGGAUUUAGAUUCACGUACAUAUUCUUAUUCUGUGUAUAUAUCAAAUGACCGUGUCGAUUGGAAACUUAUACGUGAUGCUUCUACAGAGCCAUGUCGUUCUUGGCAGAUAAUUAAAUUCCCGUUGCAGUUAGUAACAUUCAUUCGUGUUGUUGGCUCAUACAACACAGCUAAUGAUGUGUUUCAUUUGGUCCACUUAGAAUGUCCCUAUCCUCCAGCACAGACAACAGAGGAUAUUGUUGAGGCAAAUUUUGUAAAAAUAUCAAAUCCACCACCCAUGAAUACAACAAUAGAUCGUAGUAAUAAUCAAGAAAUUGUAACACAUUCAACUCCUACAACAGUAGUAGUAGUAGUAACUCAACCUAAUAGUACAAAUGAUAGUAGUAAUCAUAUGAAUGAAUCUCAUUCAAUCAUAAAUUCAAAUGAUUCAUCAAUUAUUAAUACUAUAACAUCAUCAGAGCAUUUAUUACUUAAUUCUUCUGGUAAUAUUAGACCUAUAUCAAAUAUUCCUAAUACUUCGAAUGAUCAAUUAAAUGAUGAAACUAUAUCAUUAAAUAAUAAUAAUAAUAAUGAUCGAUCAUUACUUUCAACCAAUAUGACCAUUAUUCAUACAGAUUAUGAUCUAUUACCCGAUCUAUCACAUCAUUCAUUUCAUCCUACAUGAAUAAGAUGUUCGUCGUUUACAUUCAUUGAUAGUUAUUCAUUUCUAUUUGAAACUAUUAUACACCCCUAAUCAUACCAUGACAUGAGAAUAUGUAUGUAGAUUAUAUUGUUAUAUAUCAUUUCUUAUAUGGUUAGUUUUUCUAUAUACACUCAAUUCAUCUUAACAUAAAUCUAUAUUUUACUGUGAUCUUGUUCUGGGUUUUUUUUUCAUUUAUUUCAUACUCAAAAUAACAUUUGAGUAUUUUUCUCAUUUCAAUAAGAAAAGAUUUAACCUUUAUUUAUUUUACCUUAGAUAUAUGACUGUUAUCAUUUAUAUUAUUCAUUAUGUAACCCUUCAUAUACAUGUCAUAUUCCCAUUGUUGAUUGGAUUUUUGUUUUAUUCUCAUAUUAAACUGUUAUCCUGUGCUUCCAGGUUUUCCAUAGUGGUCUAACUUCAAUGGACUUAUGAUCGGAACUAUUGAAAUUACUAUAAUAUCCGCAC
This is a messenger RNA of Schistosoma bovis, 3533 nucleotides long. The record is from the annotation of a GenBank genome assembly. NCBI's taxonomy places the organism in Eukaryota, Metazoa, Platyhelminthes, Trematoda, Strigeidida, Schistosomatidae.